CUGCCACAGCAUCAUCAAUUCCAUUGACCCUAAAACGGGUAAAGUGGUGGAGAAGACCGCCUAUCUGUGCAUUGACUGUGGCAAGAGCUUCACAAAUAAAGCUCGGUUUGUAAAGCACCAGAAGACGCACGCUGUAAAGAAGCCUCAUGUUUGUACCAUGUGCGGUAAGGCUUUUUCAUAUAACUCUCACCUGGUCAUUCACCAGAGAACCCAUGGUGGCGAGAGACCCUUUGCCUGUUCUUAUUGUGAAAAGUGCUUCACCGAUCGCCCGUCUCUUGUCAAACACGAGAGAAUUCACACUGGAGAAAAGCCAUUUUCUUGUUCCGUCUGUGGAAGAAGCUUCACUGACCAUUCCAAUCUAUUGAAGCACUACAGUAUCCACACCCGGGAGAAGUCCUUCACCUGCCUGGAGUGUGGGAAGAGCUUCACAGACCGGUCCACCAUGGAGAAACACCAGAGUGUUCAUUGCGGGGAGAAGUCCUAUCAGUGUGGGGAAUGUGGGGAGAGGUUCACGGAAAACUCCGCUCUGGUUUUCCAUCUGCGGAGCCACACCGGUGAGAUGUCUUUUGUGUGUCAGGAGUGUGGCGAAAGCUUCAUGGACAGCUCCGCCUUGGUGACGCACCAGCGGGUUCACACCGAGGAGAAACCCUUUGCGUGUCCAACGUGCGGUAACCGCUACACCAAGAAGUCGGCUUUGGUGAAGCAUCAGAGGACCCACACAGGUGAGAAACGUUCCAACUGUCCUCAUAUGUGUACCGUGUGCGGUAAGGCUUUUUCAUACAACUCUCACCUGGUCAUUCACCAGAGGAUUCAUGCCGGCGAGAGACCCUUUGCUUGUUCCAUCUGCGGAAAAAGCUUCACUGACCGAUCGAAUCUGGUGAAGCACCACCGUAUCCACACCCGGGAGAAGUCCUUCACCUGCCUGGAGUGUGGAAAGAGCUUCACGGACCGGUCCAAUCUGGUGAAACACCAGAGGAUCCAUAGUGGGGAGAAGUCCUUCCAGUGUGGUGAAUGUGGAAAGAGGUUCACGGAAAACUCCACUCUGGUUGUCCAUCGGCGGAGCCACACUGGCGAGAAACCUUAUGCCUGCAAGGAGUGUGGUAAAACCUAUUCUUGCAACUCACAUCUCAUUGUGCACCAGAGAACUCAUACCGGAGAGAGGCCGUUUGUGUGCCGAGAGUGCGGCAAAAGCUUCACGGACAGCUCCACCUUGGUGAUACACCAACGUGUUCACACUGGUGAGAAACCAUUUGUAUGCCUAACGUGUGGGAACCGCUACACCAAGAAGUCUGCUAUGGUGAAGCAUCAGAGGACCCACACGGGUGAGAAACCAUUUAGCUGUACUCAGUGUGGCAAAAACUUCAUUGACAGCUCAUCUCUGGUCAAACACCAACGCACUCACACCGGCGAGAAGCCAUUCACCUGCGUCCAGUGUGGGAGAAACUUUGCUGCUCGGUCUACCCUGGUGAAACACCAGAGGACCCAUAGUGGAGAGAAGCCAUACACCUGCACUGUGUGUGGGAAGUGCUUCUCCUGUAACUCUCACCUGGUGGUCCAUCAGCGCUUCCACACCGGGGAGAAGCCUUUCCAGUGUACUGUAUGUAGCAAAAGUUUCACAGACAGCUCCACCUUGGUGAAGCAUCAGCGUAUACAUACUGGGGAACGGCCUUAUGUUUGCAACUAUUGCGGCAAAAACUUCAUUGAUAACUCCACCUUGAUCAAACACCAAAGAAUUCACACCGGUGAGAGGCCGUACUCCUGCAAAGUGUGUGGGAAGUGCUUCACUGACAGCUCCACCCUUGUGAAACACCAAAGAAUCCAUACUGGGGAAAAACCGUAUACAUGUAAUGAGUGUGGGAGGAGCUUCACUGACUGUUCAACUCUUAUUAAACAUCAAAGAAUCCAUAGGAGAGGGGAACAGGUGGCUGGUGUGAUAACUGUUAUAGUGGACCCCGAGCAGCCAGAGUCUAUUAUAGAGAAUGAAGUAGAAGUGAAAGCAUAGAUGAG
Molecule: messenger RNA, 2007 nt
Organism: Nanorana parkeri
Lineage: Eukaryota; Metazoa; Chordata; Amphibia; Anura; Dicroglossidae
Product: zinc finger protein 271-like
Exons: 3
Coding region: 158-2002 (614 amino acids)
Biological process (GO): central nervous system development; regulation of transcription by RNA polymerase II
Cellular component (GO): nucleus
Molecular function (GO): DNA-binding transcription factor activity, RNA polymerase II-specific; RNA polymerase II cis-regulatory region sequence-specific DNA binding
Source: RefSeq, a predicted model, not a curated record